AAUCGAUCCGUCUACGCGUGCGCAUUGUACGUAUCCAAAAUGGACGAAAGUGACAAGUUGACAAAUGUGGAAAGGAAUAUUCCGUGCCCUGCUUCUAUGUACACAUCAAUUUCCCUAACUCAUGUGCAAUACACAAAAGGAGAUUUCAUUGGUUAUGUCCUUGCUUGGUUUAGCCUUGUUCCCAUGAGUUUGAUUGUGGCCUUCCUUACCCUUGUUAUUUUUAGAAGAGAUCUUCAUACGAUCUCCUACUUUGCUGGACUGCUGCUGAACGAGGCCUUGAACUGGCUACUGAAACACACCAUCAGAGAGAAUCGACCUCAAAGAGAGAUAUCCGUGUUGUUUACGGAGUAUGGAAUGCCAUCCAGUCAUGCACAGUUUAUGUACUUCUUUGCUACAUAUCUAGUCUUCUUCCUCUUCAUAAGAGUGUACCGGAAUUACAAAUGGGUUGAAGAUUUGUGGAAAUACAUCCUUAUCCUAGGAGGUUACACUUGUGCCACACUUGUAGCUUAUAGCAGAGUAUAUUUGGGGUACCAUACAGGUAGUCAGGUUAUAUGGGGCGGAGUUGUGGGGCUCGUGCUUGGUUGUGUCUGGUUCGCUGUUGUACAGAUCAUCCUAACACCUUUCUUCCCGUAUAUAGCAGCUAGCCCUUUAGGAGAACUUUUGAUGUUACGGGACUCAACUUUGAUACCACAUGUAUUAUGGUUCGAAUAUACAUCGUCACGCUCGGAGUCGAGAAAUCGACAAAGAAAAGUCACAUCUAGGAAAUCCCAAUGACAUACGGCUCUUAAACGUUCUUAGCGUUCAUGUGUUCGUGUGAAGCUCACCGUGAACUGUUCUUUGGCUGAAGAACACGAGUUUCUUACUUUGAAAUUGAUUUUUUUUAUGACAUGAAACCUAUUUGAAAUUUUAGACGGAACGAGCUGUAAUGACCGCAGACAAAUUUUAUCAGCUACAUUUUCUAAGAUGCAGCUGAGUUCUGAAAAAAAUAAUAUUUUAAAAUAAGAUGAGUUUUGUGUUGUAAACAGCAUUUAUUUUUAAAUGAACAUGGAUAAGAAUGAGCACAGCUAGAUUUUCUGAAAAUCAAUUCACUAUUUUAUUUUUAAAGAAGUACAUUGUUUACUGUUGGAAUUUUGGAUGUAAGAAAUUUUAAAUGUUGUUGAACUCUUACUAUUCUAAGAAAUUUACUGUUGGACUUUUGGUUUGUGAACCUACCUAUACCUGCAGCCAUUAAUAGACAGGGAUUAUUAUACAUGCAAAGUGUUCUGUAUUGUCAAUUUUUCUACAAAUUUGGGCAUGUUUUAUUUUAAAUAAUCAUGUUUUAUCGAUCAUCAUUACCAUUGUAAUUUGUAAUAUUUUGUAAUUGUAUUAUUUAAUUGUUAUUGUGAAAUUUCCUCAGCUCAUUUUUAUGUUAAAUUCUAUUUUAAAUAUUGUACAGUUUAGGUAUUAAAAUUAUUAAUAAAUUCUUUUAAAUCGAUCAUUGUUAAAUGAUCGAUAGUGUGAACCAGGGACAUACAAUGUACUUCAUCAGCAUGACUUUUUUCAAUGGUAACAACUCGGCCAUCUCUGGUAAACUUCAAGAUAGACCUCGUAAAUAGACUUGAAGAUAUAUGAAAAUGUGAUGAGGCAGAUGGCAAUUAACUCAAUUAUCAUUAUGCUAUGUAGACCCAUUAGAUAAGGUAAACAAUGUACUGUAAUUAAUGUGAAUGAUUCAUGUCUUUAGUAUGCUUGGGAGAAACUUGAAUUUGACCUUUAUAGGACCAGUAUAAUGUCACUAUUUCUCCUCAAUAAGACAUUAUUACCUUGACUAUUUCAAACACUUUCAUUAUGGGCAACACCAUGAUGGACUAUUUUAAAGCCCCAUAUAAUUUUAGGCUCAGAGAGGUCAUAUUAGUUGUAUAAUGGCCAAGGCUUUUUUUAAGACAGCUUUAUGACAACAUGAAAACUUUUCUAUACCUGGGAGUGCUUUUGAAAUAACUUCACACAAAUGGUCACCAGGGGCCUAAUUAUAGAAUCAUCUGAAGUUCCAUUGUACCUUUUUCUAUUCUAAAAUUCCACAAUUCCCUCCACUGGCAUAAAGGGUUAUGCUUGGUCCACUGGCAUAUAAUGUGAUCCUUGGUCCACUGG
This is a messenger RNA of Mya arenaria, 2124 nucleotides long. RefSeq names its product dolichyldiphosphatase 1-like. Gene Ontology annotation, molecular function: dolichyldiphosphatase activity. The transcript has 8 exons. Bases 40 to 774 code for a protein of 244 amino acids. Lineage: Eukaryota; Metazoa; Mollusca; Bivalvia; Myida; Myidae. Gene Ontology annotation, biological process: lipid biosynthetic process; protein N-linked glycosylation. Gene Ontology annotation, cellular component: intracellular membrane-bounded organelle; endoplasmic reticulum membrane. The record is from RefSeq and is a predicted model, not a curated record.